AUGGAUGUAAGGAACCACUCAGCAGUAACUGAAUUCAUUCUCCUUGGAAUCCCACACACACAGGGGCUGGAGACAAUGCUUUUUUUCUUAUUCUUGCCUUUCUAUGUCUGCACUCUCUUGGGAAACUUGUCCAUCCUUGUGAUUGUUAUUUCCUCUACACGCCUUCACACACCCAUGUAUUUCUUCCUGGGUAACUUGUCUGUGUUUGACAUGGGAUUCUCCUCUGUGACCUGUCCCAAAAUGCUGCUCUACCUUGUAGGACUGAGCCAGCUCAUCUCUUACCAAAACUGUGUCACCCAGCUCUUCUUCUUCCAUUUCCUCGGGAGUGCUGAGUGCUUCUUUUUCACUGUGAUUGCCUAUGAUCGCUUUGCUGCCAUCUGUCACCCUCUGAGGUACACAGUCAUCAUGAACUCCAGAGUCUGUGUGACCCUGGCUGUGGGAACAUGGCUUUUGGGUUGCGUCCACUCGAGCAUCUUGACCUCUCUCACCUUUACCUUGCCAUACUGUGGUUCCAAUGAGGUGAAUCACUUCUUCUGUGAUAUCCCUGCCCUCCUGCCUUUGGCCUGUGCGGAUACAUCCGUGGCACACAGGGUGAGUUUCAUAAACGUUGGCAUAGUGUCCCUUGUCUGCUUUCUCCUAAUCCUAGCAUCCUACACUCGAAUCACGGUCUCUAUUUUGAGCAUUCCCACAAGGGAGGGCCGGCGCCGGGCCUUCUCCACCUGCAGUGCCCACCUGAUCGCCAUCCUCUGUGCCUAUGGGCCCAUCAUCACCGUGUACCUGCAACCCACACCCAACCCCAUGCUGGGGACUGUAGUCCAAAUCCUGAUGAAUCUGGUAGGACCGAUGCUGAACCCUCUUAUCUACACCUUGAGGAACAAGGAGGUAAAGACGGCUCUGAGAAAACUACUGCACUGCUCCGGAGAAGCAGAUGGAUGA
Cavia porcellus (domestic guinea pig) is the source of this 936-nucleotide messenger RNA. RefSeq names its product olfactory receptor 10D3-like. The record is from RefSeq and is a predicted model, not a curated record. Bases 1 to 936 code for a protein of 311 amino acids. The transcript has a single exon. Gene Ontology annotation, biological process: G protein-coupled receptor signaling pathway. Gene Ontology annotation, cellular component: membrane. NCBI's taxonomy places the organism in Eukaryota, Metazoa, Chordata, Mammalia, Rodentia, Caviidae. Gene Ontology annotation, molecular function: G protein-coupled receptor activity; olfactory receptor activity.